Messenger RNA from Ornithodoros turicata, 2630 nucleotides. Its product is annotated as spermatogenesis-associated serine-rich protein 2-like. The coding region runs from base 177 to 1820 and encodes 547 amino acids. Gene Ontology annotation, cellular component: cytoplasm. The transcript is spliced from 15 exons. Lineage: Eukaryota; Metazoa; Arthropoda; Arachnida; Ixodida; Argasidae. The record is from RefSeq and is a predicted model, not a curated record. Gene Ontology annotation, molecular function: ubiquitin binding.
CGCGAACUGAAACAAGGCUGUUCUUGAGGAUAUGUUCUCAAAUUUACGUGUAUCAUUGCCCAGCACAACUAUUAUGGCAUACUUAUCAUGUUUUCGCGUAUAGUUUCGGUUUCGAAUCUCACACGGCGUUGUUUUGUGGGCGUUGACCCCCCCUUGUAAAGUGUGUGAACGAGUAGAUGAUACCCGAAGACGUCUUUGACACAAGCUUCCAAUCGAUCUAUGAUACACGUAAUAAUGUUGCACUCGCGGAUGGCGAGCAACAUGGACCUGUGGACCUGAAGGAAAAGCUAAGCAAAGUUCGAGAAGUUGUACCCAGCAUGAGUAAAGACCAGAUAUGCAUGGCAUUGAGAUCCUACGAUUAUGAUGUCAAUGCCACCAUUACAGCAAUUUCGGAAAAUGGCCCCGAGGAGGCUCUACGGGAGUGGAACUGUGCAGGAAACAAAAUGAAGUCUACAAGCCGGAAUAAGAAGAGAAAAAAGAACAAGGGUAAAAAGGAACAAGCAUCAGCCAGUGGUCCUGCUGGGGAAGGACCUAAUGGAGAUCUUGAUGAUGAUCUCAAGAAAGAAACAGAUUCACCAAAGGCCGAAAAUGUAAUGGAAGAAGAGCCUGUUUCUGCUACCCAGGCUUUGUCUGCGGAGACGGCUCACGAGAAUGGUGGUGAACCAGAUAAAGAAGAUAUAGAGCAGUGUGGCUGGGGUGACCAGGAUGAUGUAAUAGAGCCUGCUUAUGGUGAAGAGGAGUCUACAAAAGAUGAUACGAAGUCUGAAGAAGCUGUCCCUGCACCAGAGCUCAAGAACAGUCGAAUGCACAGCGUUUGUGCUUUCAGAAGUCGAAGUUACCACAGCAGUGUCCGCACAAAGAAUGGCCCUGAUGUAAAGUCCACAAGCAAUGGCACAAACACCCUCCCCAAGAAGACAUGCCUUGAGAAAUCCUUAAAGGACCUGUCUCGUCAAACAGUAGCUCUCCAGAGGGUGCAGGUACUCCUGGAAGAUGAGCUUCACAAAGCUGAGAAAGCCUUAAAAGCUACAUUUGUUGAAGUGCAAAAAAUGCUGAGUGAACGUCAAGCACACUUGGAAGUGGAGAUGGAGAAAAUGAAGUCUGAUGCCCGUGGAAUGCUUCAGAGGCGCCAAAAGUUGGCUGCAGAGCUGAAAGCAAGAAGUGAAACUGCGCCUAUGCUUAGUGAAAGUGAUCUCUUGGAACUUCGGGAUGACAUAAAACAUUUUGUAGUGGAACGGAAAUAUGAUGAUGAGCUGGGCAAGACUGUAAGGUUCACGUGGACGAGAGAAAGAAUUGAAAAGGAAAUCAAAGAACUAGGGCAAGUUAUUGCUGUAAAAGAUCCCUACACAUGUCGUCGGCUGUCAAUGUCUUCGUGUACCAGCUCAAAUUAUCCAGAUUCCUUCUCUCAAAUUAGCUCUACAUCUAAUCCCACUUGCAGGAAUCAGUAUUAUGCCUUUGAGCCAACAGAAGAUCAUCAUCAUACAUCAAGAAGGACAGAGGGCACUCAUGUAUCGUCGGGAUAUGGACGCAUGUCGGAGAGCCGGGGCUUUGACUGUCGGUCUUCAAAAGUAUACCACAACAGCCGCGGCUACUCUGGUCCACCGCUUGGGGCACGUUCCAGUAGUUUCAGCCGUGGUGGUAGGACCCGACGCCUUGAUGAUACACGCUUUGGACGUGGGGAACGGACUGGCUACGGAAGCGGUCGGCCACCACCUUCACACAGAAUGGGACGAGGCCGUUACGAGAGCGGAGGCAGGCGUGAAGAAGGGUCGAGUGGUCACAGUGCCACAAGAAGGCCCUCUGUUGAGAGGGUUCGACCCUAGGCUACCUUGAGUGGGCUCCUUUGGAUUGCUCUCCUCCUAUCUGGUCUUCACUAGCUUGAUGGGCACCCCUGAAGGUUUCCCCGAAGGCCCGCCAUGUGCCAAAAAACCAAUCUCUUGUUUUUGUAGCGUGUGCCUUACAUAUUACGGAGGAGGGUGAUUACUCGGAACCUUCAACCAAAUACUCUAGCCUUUGGGAAGAUCGCUUAGAGAUAGUUAUCAGUGCCUAGCAUCUAAAUUAAUGUUUGCAGUAAAUGUUGCUAGUGGUUCCUCUUCUAGAUGCUGUAAUGUCUUUAGAGGAUAGUUGCAAGAUUGAAGUGGCAUUUUUCUUGUUUUGUGUUUGUAUAAUGUAGUCAUCCAGCAUUUGUUCCUUCAGAAGUGCUCUUUGUGGAAGAUUUGGCAGCCUUGGAUGUUUAUUGGAAUAUAUUGUUAAAUUUUCAGUUGCUUUUGUUUUCCCUCAUCACUUUACAUAGAUAAAUGUUUUUGAUGACUGGUCUCCUUGACUUCCUAUUCUUCAUACUCAGCAGCAGACUAGUUGUGAGAACAGCUUUUCACAUACCAUGUACAUGUGUAUAUAGGUACAGAUGUUGUAUAUAAUAUAAUGGUCGCAUGAGUAAAGUAAUAGUUUCUUUUAUGUGGCUGUAUCUACCCAUUGUAGUACUAGGCAUAAUUACGUGUAACUAUAAAUCGAGUGAAGUAGGUGAUGUCCAUUUUGGCUUGGUGGGUUUGUUUAAAAAGUCUACAUUUGCCAUUGUUUCACUGCGUUUACUGAAGUGUCUACACAGAUUAUAUUAAACUUCAGUUGCAUUUUGC